Molecule: messenger RNA, 4082 nt
Organism: Bufo gargarizans (Asiatic toad)
Lineage: Eukaryota; Metazoa; Chordata; Amphibia; Anura; Bufonidae
Gene: DHX38
Product: DEAH-box helicase 38
Biological process (GO): mRNA splicing, via spliceosome
Cellular component (GO): intracellular anatomical structure; spliceosomal complex
Molecular function (GO): RNA binding; ATP binding
Source: RefSeq, a predicted model, not a curated record
UGAAAGUACCGAAAGGAAUUCUGGGAUGAUGGCGGCGCCCACGGUCUGAGGUAAUGUAGGUGGAAGGGAUUGCCGGGUUUUCGUUUACGUGUGUGAAGGAGAAGCUGGCUGCGUGUGACAGAAACCACUGAACAUAAAUUCCCUGUACGCUGGCACUUUUAUGAUUUCUGAAGAAGACGCUGUGCCAAGAGAAACAUGGAGGAUGAUGCAUCUCUUCACAGACUGGAGGGCAGCGACCCCUCUGCCCAAGAAGGAGGUUUGGUGGUGAAGAAGAAGAACUUAAGCGCUGAGCAGCAUGUGUUUAAAGCACCGGCUCCUCGCUCAUCACUACUGGGGUUGGACCUGUUGGCGGCACAAAAAAGGAAAGAGAGAGAAGAAAAGGAGCGUCAGGAAGGGGACAAAAAGACUAAAGUUGGCUCUAGAGACUGGGAGGAUAAAGAGAAAUCUUCUGAGGGGUCUGGGGACAGGAUUAGCCGGGGAAGUCAUGGGGACAGACAUUACAGAACAGCUCGUGUGGAGACCCCGUCUUAUACUGGUGGAGUAAAUGAGGAGUUCUUGGCAAGAAACCGCCAGAGAGAGCGGGAGAGAAGGGAGCACGGGGUAUAUGCAUCUUCAAAGGAUGACCGACGACGAAAGGAACGCAGCAGCCGAGACAGGGAUGAUCGUAGCCGCAAGAGCAGCAGGUCUGAGCGGGAUAGAUCAGAGCGUGAUGGUGGGUCAGAGCGAAGCUCACGGCGCAGUGAGCCUGACAGUCCACGACACAAACCCAGAGACUCCUCUACACCUUCUCGCUCAGGGUGGGAGGAAGAUGACAGUGGGUAUUCAGGUUCCCAACGCUCCCAUUGGGAGUCUCCGUCUCCAUCUCCUUCCAGCAGAGAUUCUGAUCGCGGCUCUCGCAGUGACCGAGACAGUUCGAGAAGGGACAGGUCUAUAAGAAUCCGGUACACAGAUGAUACACCUCUUCCCACUCCGUCAUACAAAUUCAAUGAAUGGGCCUCUGAGAGACGUCAUCUUGGAUCCACGCCGCGUCUAUCUCAGGGAAAAGGGAAACAGGAAGGUGAUGAUGAUGAUGAUAUUCCCUUCACAUCAGAUGAUGAUCAGAGGCAAUGGGAGGAGGAUCAGAGGCAAGCAGAUCGAGAUUGGUAUAUGAUGGAUGAAGGAUUUGAUGAGUCUCAUAAUGCCCUGAGCUCCACCUCUGAAGAAUAUGUGCGCAAGAGGGAGCAGCAGCUGCAGAAACAGACUCACAAGAGAGUGUCUGCACAGAGAAGGCAGAUAAAUGAGGAUAAUGAGCGCUGGGAAACAAAUCGCAUGUUGACCAGUGGUGUAGUUCAGAGGCUAGAAGUAGAUGAGGACUUUGAGGAGGACAAUACUGCUAAAGUGCACCUACUGGUCCAUAACUUGGUGCCUCCCUUUUUAGAUGGUCGAAUUGUGUUCACUAAGCAGCCUGAGCCCAUAAUCCCAGUCCGCGAUCCAACUUCAGACAUGGCGAUCAUCUCCCGCAAAGGCAGCCAGCUGGUACGCAAGCACCGUGAGCAGAAGGAGAGGAAAAAGGCUCAGCACAAACACUGGGAAUUGGCUGGAACAAAGCUUGGUGAUAUUAUGGGCAUCAAAAAGCAGGAGGAAGAGUCUGAGAAGCCAAUAAAUGAGGAUGGUACUGUGGAUUACAAGGCAGAACAGAAGUUUGCAGAUCACAUGCGAGAGCGCAGUGAAGCGAGUAGUGAGUUUUCUCGGAAGAAGAGCCUCAUGGAGCAGCGCCAGUUCUUGCCCAUUUUUGCUGUCCAGCAGGAUCUACUUACCAUCAUUAGGGAUAACAGUAUUGUCAUAGUUGUGGGAGAAACAGGCAGCGGAAAGACAACACAGCUGACUCAAUAUCUGCACGAAGAUGGGUACACUGAUUAUGGUAUGAUUGCCUGCACACAGCCACGUAGAGUGGCAGCCAUGUCUGUGGCAAAACGAGUGAGCGAAGAGAUGCAAGUGAGCCUAGGAGAGGAGGUUGGCUACGCCAUUCGAUUCGAGGACUGCACAUCAGAGAAAACCCUCAUCAAGUACAUGACAGACGGUAUCCUGCUCCGAGAAUCCCUGCGUGAGGCCGAUCUUGAUCACUAUAGUGCGGUCAUCAUGGAUGAGGCCCAUGAGCGUUCUUUGAACACAGACGUGCUGUUUGGGCUGUUACGUGAGGUUGUCACACGUAGGUCUGACCUGAAGCUGAUAGUUACAUCAGCUACAAUGGACGCAGAAAAAUUUGCCUCUUUCUUCGGUAACGUUCCCAUUUUCCAUAUUCCUGGACGGACAUUCCCUGUUGACAUUUUAUUCAGUAAGACCCCCCAAGAGGACUAUGUGGAAGCUGCUGUGAAGCAGGCACUGCAGAUCCAUCUAUCCGGUUCAGCUGGAGAUAUUCUAAUCUUCAUGCCUGGGCAAGAAGACAUUGAGGUAACAUCAGAUCAGAUUAUAGAGCGCCUGGGAGAGCUGGAGAGUGCCCCACAAUUGGCUGUAUUACCAAUUUACUCACAGCUACCCUCUGACCUUCAGGCCAAAAUCUUCCAGAAGGCACCAGACGGUGUGAGGAAAUGCAUAGUUGCUACUAACAUUGCGGAGACAUCACUGACUGUGGAUGGGAUCAUGUUUGUGAUAGACUCUGGGUAUUGCAAGUUGAAGGUGUUUAAUCCACGCAUUGGUAUGGAUGCUUUACAAAUCUACCCCAUCAGCCAGGCCAAUGCCAACCAGCGUUCUGGCAGAGCUGGAAGAACAGGCCCUGGCCAGUGCUUCAGGUUGUAUACUCAAAGUGCUUAUAAGAGCGAGCUGCUGUGCACUACUGUCCCAGAAAUCCAGCGCACCAAUCUGUCUAAUGUGGUUCUACUACUGAAGUCAUUAGGAGUACAGGACCUUCUUCUAUUCCACUUUAUGGACCCACCUCCAGAGGACAACAUGCUCAACUCUAUGUACCAGCUGUGGAUUUUGGGAGCUCUUGAUAACACGGGUUCUCUCACAUCCACUGGCCGUCUUAUGGUUGAGUUUCCUCUGGAUCCGGCAUUAUCCAAGAUGUUGAUUGUGUCUUGUGAUAUGGGAUGCAGCGCUGAAAUCCUCAUAGUUGUUUCCAUGUUGUCUGUACCAGCAAUCUUCUAUCGACCAAAGGGACGCGAGGAAGAGAGUGAUCAAGUGAGGGAAAAAUUUGCCGUCCCAGAAAGUGACCACUUAACGUAUUUAAAUGUUUUUCUCCAGUGGAAAAACAACAACUAUUCAAGCGGCUGGUGCAAUCAGCAUUUUAUCCAUGCCAAGGCAAUGAGAAAGGUCCGUGAAGUCCGUGCACAGUUGAAGGACAUCAUGGUGGCUCAGCGCAUGUCAUUAUCAUCCUGUGGGUCUGACUGGGAUGUGGUUCGUAAAUGCAUCUGUGCAGCUUACUUUCAUCAAGCUGCCAGGCUAAAGGGAAUCGGUGAAUAUGUAAAUGUACGGACAGGAAUGCCUUGUCACUUGCAUCCAACCAGCUCCCUUUUUGGAAUGGGUUACACCCCAGAUUAUAUUGUUUAUCAUGAACUUGUGAUGACAACCAAGGAAUACAUGCAAUGUGUCACGGCAGUAGAUGGUGAGUGGUUAGCAGAGCUAGGUCCUAUGUUCUACAGCAUAAAACAUGCCGGCAAAUCAAGACAGGAAAACAAGCGCAGGGCAAAGGAGGAAGUGUCUGCAAUGGAGGAGGAGAUGAUACUGGCUGAAGAACAACUGCGCUCAAGGAGAGAAGAGCAGGACAGGAAAAGCACAUUGGGCAGCUCAAGGUCUUCAAAGAUUUAUACCCCAGGAAGAAAGGAACAGACGGAACCAGGAAGCCCACGACGAACUCCAGCGCGAUUUGGCUUGUGAUCCCAUUUGUGUAUUUAAUUGUUCACCAAACCCAACUCGCCUCGCUGCUUGAGAGCAGAUUUCCCCUCUAGGACAUUGACACUUGUGAGAUACAAUUUCCUUGGUUGGGGGAGGGUGUUGACCCUAACAUUUAUUGUAAAGUGGAAUAUUGUCAUUUUUAAGCAAUAAUGUACCUUUUGAUGGUGUUAAGACGUGGAAUGUUUAUUUUUACAUACAUUACGAAUAUCUGA